AUGUCCCACCCAGAAACCUCUGAUGACGCAAUUGUAGCAUCUAGGUCCCUUCUCUGUAAAGCAAUUGAGCUCGAAGAUAACCAGCCCAAAAAACUUGCCCUCAUAGACCUACUCAACCUCUUCCGGGAUUACACCGAGGGAAAACCUCUUGAAAACACAAUCACCACUCUUACGAAUUCAGUCAACAAUCUAGAGGACAUUGCAAAGCGUCUUCCUAAAACAAGCUAUGCCUCUGUAACCGCGAACAAUCAACCAACCAUAGACAACAGCACUCAAAGCCUUAUCGACGCGCAACUCAACCAUACCCCUCCCCAGAAAACAGACCAACAAAAGAACAGAGAUGCCCGUAAGAAAGCGAAUAAGGAGAGAAAGGAAGCAAUAAAAGCCCAACGACUGAUUCUCAUCGAAGACUACCUCCAACCAUUUGGAGGAGACCUACAGCUACUCACUCUCCAAGACGCAAUCAACAAGGUCUUCAAAACUCGUUUCAACAUUAGCCCUGUAAUCAGCACAAUCUCAAGAUCACAAAGCAACAAUCUUGUCCUCACAGCAGUAGAAGAGUAUAAUGCCCAAUUCCUUCUAGACAGAAUUGAAGCUAUCAAGGGGAUAAUCAAAUUCAAAGAAGCAAGAGUAGAUACUACCAGAUACCAAGUAGUAAUUCACGGCAUCCCAAUCAGGGAAUUCAACUCUCCCACAGGCCUUGUACAACUUAAAGAUGAGAUUCUCACUUUUAACAAGACCCUCAACCUACAAAUUGACGAAACCCCUCACUGGCUUACCUCCAAAGACAAACGAGACAGCGGCCUACAACACCAAGGAUCUAUCGUUGUAGCUUUUAAGGAAGAAAGCCAAGCAAUAAGAGCACAAAGGAACAGACUCAACCUUGCAGGAAUCAGUGCUAGAGUUGAACACCUACGGAACAAGUCAAGAAAACCCCGAUGUAGUAGAUGCCAGGAAAACGGACACCCUCUCAAGUACUGCAAAAACCCUCCAAAGUGUAAAUUCUGUUCUCAACAACAUCAAAGCUCGCAACACAAAUGUCAAGAGUGCCAAACUCAAGGCGAAGCCUGCGAGCAUACCACUACCAACUCUAUUAUUGAAUCCCAAUGA
Molecule: messenger RNA, 1110 nt
Organism: Hymenoscyphus albidus
Lineage: Eukaryota; Fungi; Ascomycota; Leotiomycetes; Helotiales; Helotiaceae
Source: the annotation of a GenBank genome assembly